CUGUUCUACUGCUGGUCAUACAGUAGCGUGCGAUCGAAACGGUUAGGUAAAAUUUCUGUACAUAAUCACCCAAAUGUUACUUCUGUAUCCGAAUUUGUUAGUUUUUCUCUUCCAGAUGCGGAGACUGCUGUCGAGAAUGAUCCGUUCUCGGUGUAUCUUGGAAUUGACCCUUCCGCCCCUAGCUUACAAUUGGGAAACAUGGUGGCUUUACUGGGACUUUUACGCUGCCAUGCUACUGGCAAGAACGGAAUUCUUAUAGGUACAAGUACUGUUUCUGUCGGGGAUCCAAGUGGGCGCUCAGACAAAAGAAUGCUGGAGCCAAGUGAGAGAUAUCUUUCCAACGCGGACCGUAUCGAGAAACAACUACGGACGAUAUUCCAUAACUAUCUUGAACAAAUUCCUUUCUUGCAGUGUGUGUGGAACAGCGAUUGGUUGACCGGUGCGAACAUGAUGACUUUUCUCACCGAUAUAACAUCGCAUUUUCGAAUGUCAGAUGUGAAACUUCGAUUGAGCAGUGGCACGGGAAUGGAUUUGAGCGAGUUUCUUUACCCGGUACUGCAGGCAAUGGAUUUUUUACAUCUUUAUCAAAAAUUCGAUUGUCAGAUACAGGUAACGUGUUCUGUGCCAUCAUUUGCGUUACUUCUAUUAUUUUAUUGCGUGCAGAUCGGCGGCCAUGAUCAGCUUGGAAAUAUAAACUGCGGCCUGAACUUGAUCCGUCGGAAGUUGAACAAAUUUGCAUUUGGUAAGUCGAAUCUACUCGUGUUUUUCUUGCUUCGGUUGCAGUUCCCCAUUUUGGCACGGAUCUUCUCGAGCAAGAACAACAAACCAGUGACUCCUAUGCAGUGGAGUAAACUCUGUCCAUGGGUUUCCACCCUGUGGGCGGUAUACCACUCAUCCCGGUAG
Messenger RNA from Echinostoma caproni, 903 nucleotides. NCBI's taxonomy places the organism in Eukaryota, Metazoa, Platyhelminthes, Trematoda, Plagiorchiida, Echinostomatidae. The record is from the annotation of a GenBank genome assembly.